AUGGUCGCCGCAGUGACCAAAACCUGCCCAAAACUGACAAAAAGAAAACUCUGUCGGAUCCUGAACCCGGCCAAUUUGAAAUUUUCCCUUAAUCUCACUUUGCCGCUUUUACAUUCUCUUCAUCCUCCAGCAUCCGAUCCAUUCAAAUCGAAAUCACCGAUUCAUCCUUCUAUCGUUUAUUCAUUCAAGCCUUCUGCUAUCAAAUCCUAUUUCGGCACCACAUUGAUGGUUCCUUCAAUAUUUUUCAACUAUUCAACUAUUCGAUACAAAAUUGACGGAUGA
This is a messenger RNA of Melampsora larici-populina 98AG31, 282 nucleotides long. RefSeq lists its product as uncharacterized. The coding region runs from base 1 to 282 and encodes 93 amino acids. The transcript is spliced from 3 exons. NCBI's taxonomy places the organism in Eukaryota, Fungi, Basidiomycota, Pucciniomycetes, Pucciniales, Melampsoraceae. The record is from RefSeq and is a predicted model, not a curated record.